AAGGCCACCAAGCGGGGCCACCAUCUAAAUCCGCAUUAUCACUGUAUCAACUUUAUUGUAUUUUUGUGUGUGAAAAUCCCAACACAAACACUCCUCAGUCCUCACUCAUUUCACACUCACAUACAACGUACAUUAGUGUUUUAUCUUCUCCACCUGCACCAUUCUUACCUCUUCUCCAUCCCCAGGCUCUAUUAUCAUCAUCAUCUUAUCAUGUCUGCUUUUGUGUUUGCUCUCCUCUUUUUGGCCAUGGCUGGUCACUCAAAUGCUGCAUGGUGCGCUUGCAAAGGAUUGAGUGACGCAGUGUUGCAAAAGACACUGGACUAUGCUUGUGGAGCAGGGGCUGAUUGCAACCCGAUCCGUACAAAUGGGCCUUGCUUUAACCCGAAUACCGUAAGAGCUCACUGCAAUUAUGCUGUCAACAGCUAUUUCCAGAAAAAAGGCCAAUCUGCUGGAUCAUGUGAUUUUUCUGGCGCUGCCACUGUUACUGGCACUGACCCCAGUACAGCUGGCUGUGUUUAUCCUUCUACUGCGAGUAGCGGCAGUACCCCUACAACUCCGGGGACUGCGACCAGCCCCACCACAAGAACACCAUCCACAUCCACAACCACAACCACCACAGGCGGAUCUCCCUAUGUGACUAAUCCGAACACGGGCGUAUUAGGAGGUGUCAACAAUGGUUUAGGCCCAUCGAGUGCUGGCAUAAACACUGAUAUAAGUCAUGGUGGGAUUUCACUGCAAAAGGCCAGCCUGGUUUCCUUUAUAACCAUUACUAUUAUUAUUUCUGCACUUGCAUUAUUUUGAGCUGAAUAAGAGAAGCUGUUCCACUGUUUGUACUAAUAGGAUAGUUGUGGCCUAUGUUAAAAUUUCUACUAUGUGCAGAAGUGGGCAUAUUUAUAUGCAUGUGAUGUUAUUACUCUAUGAGUUGGUAUGUACUGGUUUGAAUUUGUUUUUC
Molecule: messenger RNA, 952 nt
Organism: Lycium barbarum (goji berry)
Lineage: Eukaryota; Viridiplantae; Streptophyta; Magnoliopsida; Solanales; Solanaceae
Product: PLASMODESMATA CALLOSE-BINDING PROTEIN 3-like
Exons: 4
Coding region: 211-801 (196 amino acids)
Source: RefSeq, a predicted model, not a curated record